AUGGCGGGCGGAAGAGCCACUACCCUGUUGGUAUUCUUUGUCGUCGGCCAUAAAACAGAGGGCGUGGAGGAGCCAUGCGUUUCCAUGCGGAAGGCCCAGGCUGCACGGGUCCUCCAGGAAUUCCGCCUCUCUUUGAAGGGAGCCGGAUCUGUGGAUCAGCACUUGAGAGCCGUGUUUGCACGAUCCAAAGGCUCCUGCGGGGGCGGCCGGCUGCUCGACGAGGUGGUGAAAGCAAGUCGGACUUUUCUCAAAAGCCUGGGAUCCUUGGGACGAAGAGAGCGGGGACCCUGGUGUAGCCACAACUUCGACCUCGUGUGGUGGGAGGCCCAGAACCUCACUGGAUCCUUGUUUCGACCGUGGUCAUAUCACAUCCCGUUCAAGAGGGCCCUGAAGCAGGCAAUUGCUGCAAUGAAUGCCUGCGGGCUUCAGAGAAGGUUCGUCCCUUCCGAGGGCACCCUGAUCGCCUUGCUCAGAUACGGGAAGCUUGCUUUUGAUCUUGGCGGGGUCGUUGACCACGUGGACAAGGACAUUGACAUGAAGAUCUUCGUCCGGUCGCAGGCGGAGUUUUUGCUGAAACUUGAGUGCAUCGUUUCUUACCUCCAGGGCCGCAGCGGAAAAGGCUGGAGCUGGGCAUGCUCUCCUCCCAACUAUGGCACGACGCUUCCCGAAGACAACGGUGAGCCCUGGUUCUUUUCAUGUGUCCUUGCGCGAAGGGAUGGUGGUCUGGAGACUUUUGGAAGCAGCGUGGAUGUCGGUUUCGCGCGAUUCUUCAUAGCAGGAGAUUCACUCAGGAUGGCAUUGAAUUGCAGCAAGAAUUCCUACUGCCAGAAGCUUCGGCAAGAGGCAGGUUCCGUAAAGGAGUUCCUGCUACCAUUGGGGAAGUGCAAGGCCUACGACACUGAGCUGCCUUGUCCAAAGUCGCCUGUGUCCAUGAUGCAACGCAGCCAGGAACACACCAAUGAUUUUAAGGGUCAUAUAGCCUUGCCAGCUGUUGCUGUGGAACGGUGCUCGUUUCACUCGGGCACCGCACGCCUUCUGCAACGUGGCCUCGAACUGCGCCAGAUGCUCUCACUGCGCGAAGAAGCGCACAAACUCCAUCACGGAGGCUGGGCAUCUUUCUACGACUUCUGGUUCUAUCCCGACGGGCGAAUGAGGCCUUUGCCCACGGAGCGGAUCUCUGCUGACAUGCGCUCGGGUGGCGAAGGUCGCUUUUCACGCUCCGUCCCUGUGUCGGACCCGGUGCACUCGUUUAUGACCAGAUUUCGGGGCUUAGCCCAGGUGUUCGCAUUUUCAGGUCUUGUGCAACCCAAAGGAAGGGAUCAGGCAUAUGUCAACGGCGUGGCAUAUGCAAGUGGUUUGGCAGACGCCGGUGUAUCGGUCGAGUGGAUUCUUUAUUAUAGGCCACUUGUAAGGCAUGCAGCACAAGCCAUAUUGCAACUGACCAAAUCGCCCUUACAUUUGGCUGCAUUGUGGGAGUUGAAGCCGAUGGAGGUCUGCGCUGCAUACUUUGUGGAUGCAGCCCUUCGCUGUGAUGCCACCUCUGCUCGUCGACAGGACCACUCCUACGUGGAGAGCAUAUGCAAAGGCUGGGCAAAGCAAGAAGCCGACGUCCUCAGCAACAGCUCGGCAGCUCGCGACCGUUCCUUCCUUCAGCUCCUUUGGAUUCUCACAAAUGCAUGCAAGGGCUUGCCGUCAAUCCGGCAGAGGGGCAGCCAGAACGACAGCCGGCUGAGCCCCUUCAACGACUGGCUCCAGUCCUUCCACACUUUGCACAGUGAAACCGGAAACAACGACGCGACGCAUCACUUCUUUCCUGGGGCGACACCGGCAGAGGGCGCUCAGCCGCAGCCGACGGCGGUGCUUGAGGACGCUGAGGAGGCGCCCAAUGUCACCCCGGACGCGCCCCUGCAGAUCGAUCCAGAUGUUCUGUACAGAGCGCAUCAAAUUUUCAUGAUCUUGACCUCAUCGGGAGUCGUCGCUCCUGCUGGUACGCCCGAGCAAGGAAGCAUUUUGCGCGAGGAGGCCAUCGUACAGUUUGUGGCCCGGCACCGGCGCUUGGCCGAGCUCCGCGGCUUUACGGCAGCCUUGCCGAAGAUCGUCUUCCACUGGACCCAGGAGAAGAAUUUCGCAAGCAUCGCACGGGAAGGCUUGCGGGUCCCUGACGGAGCAGGAGUUGCCAUCGCACAUGGCAGUUCUUUUGGAAAUGGUAUUUACGUUUCACCCGAGUUUCGAUAUGGAAAGGAGCUCUUCGCCUAUGGCGCGCGGGCUGCUUUCAUGUGCCUGGCGUUGCCUGGCAAGCAGCACUUCGGCAAGCCUCCUGCAGACGGCACUGGAUUUCUGUCCCCUGAAGACGAUGGCUACGACAGCGUCAUCGGGCGCGAAGGCCAAAGGGGCAUUGACGAGUGGGUGUUUUUCCGCCAAGACCAGCUGCUGCUGUGCUUCCUGGUUGACGAGCUCGGCCUGGUUGUGGCCAAGGAGGCCGCCUUUGCCGCGAUCAAGGUUCUGCAUCAGCCGUGGCCACAGCCUCCGGAAAAGAUUUCGCAGUUGCCGGCACCGGUGCAGGAGAUACAGGCUGGCCGGUGGCAGCGCCGUCAUGCCCUAGAUGCCGGGGCACCCACCGAUGAGGCC
This is a messenger RNA of Symbiodinium necroappetens, 2628 nucleotides long. The record is from the annotation of a GenBank genome assembly. Lineage: Eukaryota; Dinophyceae; Suessiales; Symbiodiniaceae.